CACAGGUAAAAAGGCAGCAUAAAACUUCAUACAUAAAUAUUUUAAUUAUAAAUUAAAAUCGUAAAAUUCUAUAUUAAACAAUUAAUUAAUUUAAUAAUUGAGAUGUGUAUGCAUUAAGUAGGGGACAGUUGGGUGUGUCGUUAAUUUAAAAUAUUAAAACGUCGGUUAUAAAAUUUUUUGUUUUGUUUAUACUUCAGCAGUGCGUGUGUGUUUAUGUGUAUGCGUUUGUCAGAUAGUUACCGAAAAAACUUAUUAUAUCUUUAAGUUAUGGCUGCACAAGAUGUUUUAUCUGGAUAUUUGGAUGUGAAAGUGUCCUUACGCCAAAGACGUCGCGGAUUUACUCCGUGGAAAGUUUGGCGUAAACAGUGGUGUGAAUUACGACAUGUGGGUGGUUCACAACAUGUUGUUGAAUUUCGUGUGAAUUCUACAAGAAAUGGUCCAUCACCGAGCAAUUUUAUUAUACCACGAAAUGCAGUUUUAUGCCGAACAGAAUCCAGGUCAAAACGUUUUGCAUUUGGAAUAUUUUCACAUGGUAAUAUUCGCAAACCCAUAUUUUUUCUAUCGGGAAAUUCGGAAACUGAUACACAAAAAUGGAUUGAACAAUUUCGACGAAUGCUGACACCAGCUAAAUAUUUACCUUUGCGUGAAGGUACUUUUGCUGUAUCUUUAAUCGAUAACCAACACUCCCGUUUGGCAGCAUUAUUUGGAUUAUAUGGAACAUUAUCGACAGGACCUCACGGUGUUUGUAUUAGUGACCCAACAAAUGGACAUCCUCGAUUAAUAUUACCAUGGCAACAUUUAUUACAAUUUCAUUUAGCCGCCACUGGUGUGAGUACAGAUGACAAAAAAAUUUGUAUUCUACAUACAAGCAGUGAAUUUUCUGCUGGCGCCGGCCAAUUACAUUUAUUUUGUCAAAAUGCUCCACAAUUAUUACAAAAAUUAAAUAAUCGUGGACGUGUACAACGAUUAUUUAUUUCAUCAUCAUUAACGACAUCAAAUCGGCGGUUAAGUCGAAGCGAAGGAGAUUUACGUCAAUCAUUUACAGCCGAUACAGAAAGUUUACGAGAUUCGGGACUAUCUUCUUGCAGCCCUGCCGAUAAUGUAACACCGGUGAAUUUAAGAUCAAAUCAUGGAUCACAAGAUUCGGGUGUACGUAUAUCAAUGGCUUCGGAUGAUUCUGGUUUGGUUUUGAAGAGUAAAACAGCAUCAGCCUUGAUUACUACGGGCUUGGGAUUGUUAGGAUGUGGCCCAAAUAUGAUUAGAGGAUGUGAUGAUUCGUUUGAUGAAGUUUUCUCUCAGGAUAUUUUAAUGCCUCUAUUUCCAAAUAUAAAUAAAAAGGCAAUUGCAAAUCGACGCGAAUCUGGCGUAUCAAUUGCAUCUGGGAUUUACGAAGAAAUAUCUGAGGAUGUUCCUCCAGCCAAUACCGAAUCCAACACUAACUCAUCGACAAAACAAUCACCAUUCUCACAAGCACAACAAUCAAAAACACCAAAUCAUUACGAAGAUCCUGUGGAAAUUAUUUUAAAACGUGCAUGUACUCCUCCACCGUUACCACCUCGAAAAUUUCAGGACCGUCUUCGACUAGACAGCUACAGCGAAGAUAAUUUGGAUGAUUUACCAUUAGCACCGUCAUCGUUCACAUCACUACGAUAUCCUCCCGCCAUAUCAUUACAGUUUUUACCACGAUGUCAUACAAUGCCGUCCAAAUCUACAGGUUCAACAACAACCAGUUGUUCCUCAUCAUAUCAUUUUAGUAGUAGUUCAUCUCAAAAUGGGGAUGAAAAUGAUUAUUUACCAAUGUCUCCGGGUCUUCAUACGAAAACAUUCUUAACAGAAAGUUUGUACUUACCAAUGUCCCCUGUUCAAAAAACAUUUGCUCCAGACGCGGAUGCAUUAUAUAUGGAUAUGAAUGGAGCACGAAAUGGCUCAACCACUGCUGCAAAAAGUGGUGGGAUAACUGCAAUUAAAUGUGAUAAUUGAUAAAUGGUCGUAUUCGGCCUAAAACUUUUUCUACAGAGUGUUUCACUAAAAAUGUGGAGAAAAUAAGAUUGAUUUUAUGUACUAUGGAAAAUACAGAGUGGUCAGAGCAUUCCAAACUCGUUUUAUGAGAUAUAAUGAACUUAAUUUUAAGGCCUGAAAAAAUCUAGUCAAAAUGAACAUUAAGCUCAAACUUUUUGAGAUAUUUGAUACUUGGCCAUAAGAAAUCAUUUCAAUUUUCCACGUUUUUUAGUGACAGUCUACUU
Chrysoperla carnea is the source of this 2243-nucleotide messenger RNA. RefSeq lists its product as uncharacterized. NCBI's taxonomy places the organism in Eukaryota, Metazoa, Arthropoda, Insecta, Neuroptera, Chrysopidae. The record is from RefSeq and is a predicted model, not a curated record. The coding region runs from base 268 to 1980 and encodes 570 amino acids. The transcript is spliced from 6 exons.